Molecule: messenger RNA, 8287 nt
Organism: Alexandromys fortis (reed vole)
Lineage: Eukaryota; Metazoa; Chordata; Mammalia; Rodentia; Cricetidae
Gene: Sycp2l
Product: synaptonemal complex protein 2 like
Exons: 27
Coding region: 29-2191 (720 amino acids)
Biological process (GO): meiotic nuclear division; mitotic G1 phase
Cellular component (GO): lateral element; condensed chromosome, centromeric region
Source: RefSeq, a predicted model, not a curated record
UGGUUCCAUCAGCCUCUCUUCCGUGCACAUGGUUUCCUGGUUUGAAACGGUAACAGGAUUUCUGAUGACCAAAGACACGGCCUCAGAUGCACUGCUGACGAAGGCGUUGGAAGACUUCCUCGACACUGCGCUGAUCAUUUCCAGGCACAGCAGGAAAGGGACAAUCCAGAUGCUGGAUUCCUUCAUACUCAGUUUAGGAUGGCUGGUGGCGGACGGCACCGUGGAGCUCUCCAUUCAUCAGGAAGCGCUGAGUACCCUGAACUGCAUUUUGGACGCUGCACCCCGGGAAGAGAGAAGAAAGCUCUCUUCAGCAGAAGGCACGUGCCGUGUUAUGAAAGAAUUGGCAAGGACAAUCUUGACCGUGGGAGAUUAUAACCAGCAGGUUGCUCUAUCCGAGGCAUUGUGUAGAAUGACCGCCAGAACACUGAGGAAUGAGCUUGCUCUUCAGUGGUUUGACGAUGCAGUCCUGGCUGAAGCUUUCAAAGAAAUUAGGAACCGGGAUUUUGAGACGGACUGUCGCCAGUUUCUCAAUUUCCUGAACAACCGACUCGGAGAUGAGAGAAGGGUCUACUCAUUCCCAUGCUUGGCGGCUUUUGCUGAUGAGCAGGAGUUGAGAAAACCAGCAGAUGAAAAACUAGAGGAAUUUUGGAUUGAUUUCAAUCUAGGAAGCCGGAGUGUGACUUUUUAUAUAGAUAAUGAAGAGAGUGUUUUGUGGGAGCCAGUGCACCUUCCGAAGGAAGCAGUGCUCGGGUUCAGCGUAACAGAAAAUAAUAGGAUGAAGAUGUUCACCAUUUACCUGAAGGAGCCGAUUAUUAUCAACAAGAAAGAAGCAAAGACGAUAGAAAUCCACUUCGACAGGCAACUUGACAUAUCACGAGCUUCACUUCGAGCUUUGAGAGGGGACAAACAGAUUCCUGUUUUGGUAAAAGUCUCCCCUGGCCUUGAAAAAGAUGAUGAUAAGAUUCCUAGUAGCCCCAAACAAGAAGCAGAGCACGCAGAAGAAUCAACAGCCCUGCCAGGGUUCGUGAAUGAUGAAGAUGACCGUUGCAUCAUAACUCGCAGCUUGAAUGUUCAAUCAGAGCUUGCUACACAUUCAGAAGACCGUUCCCCUGAAACACUAAAACCACAGGACCCCAAACCAGAAAUUACUUCAAAACAUGAGCAUUCUUCACACGUGCAGGAAUCACCAGUUCAGACUCGGGCUUCUCAAUCAGAUGAUGCGAAGGAUGAUUCUGCCUUCAGGAGGGACAGAGAACAAGACGGGAGGAUGCCGUUUAAUUACAGGAAACAUCACUUUUAUGAGAGUAAUGAAGAUUCAAGUUCAAGUGCCAGCGAACGCUCUUGGAUCCAGAAUUACAAACGGAAAUCCCUAAGAACAUAUUCCCAGAGAAGGAAGCCAAGAGUCAGGUCUCUAAGGAUCCUACCGCUUUCCCCCAUCAGUAGUGACAGAGCUUGUGAGAAAGAUCAGGUUACGCUAACAUCAGUAUGGAAAGGCAUCUCCAGGCAAAAUGAUGCCAUUCUCCCAACAUCCUCUCAGACAAAACUACAAGGGAGUUCUGUGCUUUUAACGCCUGUGGCAUCUACACCGAAAACGGAACUUGGAACUCCUCAUCCAUCGGGCAGUUUCUCUUCCUUCGAGCACCCAGAAGUUGAAGAAAAUGUCCCUCAGAUCGUGAGCCGAGAAUUGUUCAUGGAAAACAGCAUCAAACACAAGCUGGAAAAUUCAGAACACAGAGAGAUGCCAGAUGGAAGUAUUGCUGCCCCGAAGCAAUCAAGAUUAGAAGAUGCUCCAGGAUCCCCCGCUGUGACAGAUAUUUCUACUCCAUCCCAAGAAGACAUGCCAGAUAGCGCAAAUAGCUCUGCUUUGAAAACAGCCCUUGAGAACUUCACUAGAGAGAUGAAAAGAAGAUUUGAGCUCAAGCAGAAAGAAAUUCCACUUUCUUUAGAGAAGGCGAAGGACGUGCCAGGCUGCCUCGUCAGACUUUGGAACCAGAUAUACACACGCAGACUGAACAAGCUGGAGAGGUUUCACAGUUUGGUCCUUCAGGAGCUGAGCAACUUGGAGGAGAAUCUUCAGGGUCUCAAAGGCCUCGAAGAGGAUGCUCUGGAGUUCUGGGAGAAACAGUCGGCUGACUGGGAGUCAUUCUGUCAUCAGCAAGAGCUGAGGUUUAACUCAGCUCAGCCUUUAUAAGGAUAGCCAAAGCCUGGCUUUAUGACUGCACCCCUCAGGUAGGUACAGACAUUGGCAUUGUUCAAUCUUUGUGAAUUAAGCCCUGAAAAACCCUGAUGCUUUUAACUUCCUUUCUGUUCUGAGCUUCCUCCAGCCCUACACUCAGGGCCUUGGGUCAGUCAUUCAGUCUUUAGAGUUGUGCCUCCCCAAUCUGUCAAACACUGAACUAAACACAGAGAUGCAGUGGCUGAUUAGCAUGCAGAUACAUUCCUGCCAAAUCAAAGUCCUAAGCCAGUGAGGUAGCUCAGUAGGUAAAGGCAUUUGCUACUGAGCCUGAAAACCUGAAUUCAAUCCCUGGAACCUACCCGGUGGAAGGAAAGACUCCUGAAAAUUGUUCUCCAACCUCUGCACAUGUUACACACAUGCGCAUGUGCACACACACAGACACACAGGCUCAUGUUCACAUUCGUAUGCACGCGGACACACACACACUCGCUGGCAUGCAGGCUCGUAUUCACACUCAUAUGUGUGCAUACACACAUACACACACCAAAAAAUUUUAAAACAGUGAUAUGUUACUAGAGAGAUGGCUCAAUGGUUAGGAGCUCUGCUGCUUUCCAGAAGUCAGUUCCCAGCACCCACAUGGAGGCUCACAAGCAUCCCCAAUCUCAGGAUUUGAUUCCCUCUUCUGGACUGUUUGGACACUGCAUGCAGAUGGUGUGCAGACAUGUUACAUGCAGGCAAAAACCCACACAUAAAAUAUCACACAAUAAUUCCAUCUACAAAAUAACCUUGUGUUUGGGUAAGUACAUUGAAUCUGGUAAGUCACAGCAUUAGGAAUAUAUUCAUUUAUAGUUUAUCUUGCCUAAGUAUGCCGAGUGGUGCCCCAUCUGGUUUCUAUUGUCUCUGCUUUCUUACUAACGGUUAAGCACAGAACUAACUGAAGGGCUGUGUUUAAGACUGUGGGCUCCCAGGAUGUCAGAGUCACGGACACGGCUCUCAAAAAGGAAAGGGGCAACAGUCUUGUUGACAGUGAGUUCUGAGGGCCCAAGAGGUGUGAUGGUUGUGCCUUGACCAAUCACUGUUUCUCCAUUUCCUUUUCCACCAGGACAAUAGCCUGAGGAGGGAGCUGGAGUCUGUGGUGCCUUGGCCCAGGAGCCUUCCUUCCCAGCUAUGCUUGGCUCAACCAGCCACUAUCAGCUGCUGAGCCAGGGCGGGAGAGGGAGGGAUGGGGCAGGUUCACAGUUCCUACUGCCUUAUCCAUUUGUUCACAGAAACUAAGCCUUUUAUUCAGACGUGGCCUAAUAAUAGAAAAAUCCAAGAUGUUUCAAGUGGUUUACUUUUCAUGUAAUUUAAGAGGAGUAAACUUUAUUUUAACUGGAGAAAUGCCUUUUUGAGUUUUGCGGGAACCAGACCUUUAGCUGCAGCAUCUGCAGAGAGAUUAUUUCAUAAACCCCUUUAAGGGAAAAAUAACCUGAAAACAGAAUGCGAUGGGAUCAGUUUGACAUGAAAUUGUAAGGGGGACAGCUUUGCCCUUUAGGCAUUUCUGCUUCUCCAGUUCUCUACUCCAGGCAUGCUCAGUAGAGGAGACAUAGUCCCCCUGAGGCCACUCCUAAAGUCUCUUAUGAAGUUUGUGUGCAGAGGGCUGCAUCAAUAGCAGGGCACCUGAAUCUAUUUUAGAGAAAUUCAACAAAGCCCAUUUCAUCUAAGGCCACUCACGAAGUCAGAUGGUUUGUGGCUGGAUCAGUAGGGACUGUGUUUUGAGCGGUAUGUUCUCAAUAAAAUUUAGUGAGCUAUGCUAUUGGUUGCAUAUUAAUUAAUUUGCAGGUUUUUUUCUAAUACAAACGUAUGUGAUCCUAAUUGAAUUGUCGAGGUUUUUUCUUUAUAACUUUUAAUGAAGUGUGCUUUAGUUUUUGCUUAUAAGAGCACAUGUAUAUUUUAAACCUGGCUGCAGUUUUCCCUUCCCUCCUCUUCUAGUUCCCCUCACCUUCCCUCUUCCCCCCCAACCCACUUCUCCUGUCAUUUCUGUUUAGGAAUAAGCAAAGUCACAAGGAAAGAGGUCAUUAUUUACUGGGUAAUCAAGAAAGACUUGCUGUAGGAGAGAUACUAUUUGAAAUACAUCUUUCAGGACAAGGAUGGUUUUCUUAGGGCAAAGAAAGAGAGAUAAAAAUGGCUAUAAGAACCAUGGCAGGAAAACUAAAAAUAUGUUCAAGGUUAUGGAACUACAAAGUCUUGUGGGGAACCAAGUUCCUCUAGGCCCACACUAACCUUCCUUUACCCACAUGACUGGAGGGACUGAUUCCGCAGAUGAGAACUUUUGGUAGAGAAUGAUGAAGUUAACGCAGUGGCUCAGGAAGACUAGGAUGUCUGCCAUGGAAUCCAGGCUACUGAAAGAGGCUGCUGCCGCGGCGGAGGCUCUAACUACAGCUUACCGCGUAUAUUAGCUACAAGCGGAGGCUCUAACUACAGCUUACCGCAUAUAUUAGCUACAAGCGGAGGCUCUAACUACAGCUUACCGCGUAUAUUAGCUACAAGCGGAGGCUCUAACUACAGCUUACCGCGUAUAUUAGCUACGUUGCAUUGUUGUGAGCGUAGUAGGUGACGGGAAAACAAGGUUAACCUCAGCUAUUGUUUAGAGGAUUCAGUCCAGGAUGAAGGGGGGAGCAUGGUGGGACUCAUGGGAGGGGGGCGAGCGGCAGACCUUCCCUUCUCAUUUCAUACGAGAGCACAGAGAACAUCGAGAAAUAGAGGGCAGGCUGAGUCCUUCACAGGCCCAGCUGGAGUGGCUCACUUCUAUCCAUAGGACCCCAUCUUCCCAGGCUCAGACUGCUGUCUUUUGACUGCAAAAAUGAAACCAUGAAUAUUAGUCUCAUGGAAAGGUAGGUAGAAUUUCCUGUCAUCUUGGCUUUGUAUUAUUUGGUGUUUUCUGUACCUCUUUUGCUUAACUAUUAUUAAAUUAAGCAAGAGUGAUUCUUCCCUGGAUGUAAAUUUUUUUUUUUUCAAAUAUCUUCAGUAGACCUGGAUUAGUGGAAGGUGUUUAUGAGUUGUAGAAGUUCCUUGGUAGAAUUUUUGGGGUCACUUAUGUAAACUAUCAUAUGAUCAGCAAAUAGUGAGAAUUUGACUUCUUUUCUGAUUUGUAUCCCCUUGAUCUCCUUUUGUUGUCUUAUUGCUCUAGCUAGAAUCUCAAGUACUAUUUUGAAUAGAUACAGAGAGAUGGACAACCUUAUCUUGUUCCUGAUUUCAGCAGGAUCACUUUUGAGUUUCUCUUCAUUUAGUUUUGAUGUUGACUGUUGGCUUGCUGUAUAUUGCCUUUAUUAUGUUUAGGUAUGUUCCUUGUAUGCCUGCUUUCUCCAAGGUCAUUAUCAUGAAGAGAUGUUGUAUAUUUACACAAAUUUGACUUUUUCUAUUUUGGUUUGGUUCCCAGCUUUGAGUUUCUCUUUCACACUGGACACUAACUUUCCUAUUUCAUUCAGUGUUGUAUUUUCUUGGAGUACUUUUAAGAGCUUUACUUUUUAUUACUUGAAUAUUUUUAUAAUCCUUACUUUAGGUUCUUUUUCUGGAAUUCCAUCUAACUCAUUAGCAUCGGAGGCCAUUUCUGUAGGAUUAAUUUCAGAAGGAGUUGGAUUUCCUUGAUUUUUCUUUAUUCUUUGUCUUCAUGAAGGGAACCAGGUCAUUUGUUGAACUUAUUAUGUUUUAUUUAACUGAUUUUUAUUCUUUCAGAGCAAGUAUUUAAACUGUUGCUAAUGCCCUAGGCUAUCAUUAUCCCUGGAGGGAUGGUAGGAAGGGGCAGUGGAUCUUGGAGGCCUACUAAACUCACCAGGGCAAUGGGUGGGACUAGAGCCUUCUAGGUACUCUGUUCUUACUGGAGUCAUGGGGGGCACUGAAGCAUCCUGGACACAUUAACCUCACAGGGUUACUGGGAUGGCUGUGCUCUUCCAGGCAGUAUAUAUGGCAGGGUCUGAAGUCCUGAAGCUACACUGACAGCACUGGGGGCAACGGUUUGGACUUAAGCUUUCUGGAUACACUGUGCUCAUCAGAGUGCUUGAGGCUGCAGCCUCUAGGACACACCUCAUUGCAUUGACACAUGGGGUAGAGACAACCUUGGACAGGCAGGACUUGAGACACAGAUGUACAGCCCUCACCUGGGUGACAGGUGGGGCUCAGCCUUCUCAGGCAUGGAGUCUCCUUGGGAGAAUGGGCAAGUGAAUGGGUGGCCCUAUGUAUUACUGAAGUCUCACUCCGCCAUGGGAGAUGGCAUCCCAUCUAGGAGUUAGCCACAUAGAUGGAAGUCCUGGAAAUCUUGUGAAAUAAUAGUUCUUGUUAAUUUAAAUUCUUCAACCACCAAAACUAAGUUUGGCAUUAAUUACUUUUGAAAAGUCAUCUUAGUGUAAACCAGUUUUUAUAACAAAUGCUCUCUUCCAGAAUUCAUCUGGAUUCUUCUAUAGCUCUAGUCAAGUUCGUAACAUUAUACAGCAUAGAUUUGAGAAAAUAUUUUACUGAAUAUGAAAUUUCAGAGUUAAUCCAGAAAUCUCAGAGUUAAUCCAAAAAUCUAAGCCUAAACUAGGUUUGAAAAAAGUAAAGGCUUUGGUAUGACUUGGCCAUACAAUGUCUCCCAUAGGUUAAUAUGUGUGAGUAGUGGGUUUUCAGCUCAAGGCAUGGUUAUAGGAGGUUAUGGAACUUUUAAGAGUUUAUACUUUGAACUGUGAGGUAGUAGUGUAUGCCUUUAAUCCCAACACUAGAGAGGAAUAUAAGGCAGGAACUCUUUCAGUCUGAAGAUUUCAUAGAGGUAAGAGCUCUCUAGUGACUUGGUUGUUUUGCUUUUCUGAUCUUCAGGUUGAACCCCAAUAUCUGUCUGAGUUUUUAUUAUUUGUGCUACAUACAAUAGCUAAUUUCUCAUAAAAAACAUUGGGUCUAUUAUAUUUUUUGAGACAAGGUCUUACUCCAUAGCUCAAAUUUUCCAGGAGCCAGCAUACUGUACUCUAGAGUGACUUUAACUCAGCAAUCCCCCUGCCUCAGCUUCCUCUGUGCUGGGAUUGCACCCUGCCUAGCCUUUUAUUUUUAAAGACAAAGUUGUAAUGUGACAAUCCCACCCACAGCUUAAAAUAAUGAAGUGAAGGGGGCUUUUUAAAAUGUCCACCCUCCCGCUAAACUCUAGCCCUCAAUCACUCCAAGUUCCUUCUACCUCCACCCCACCCUCUUGCCUUCCUAAUUCUCCUGCCUGACCCUUUUCUACCUUGGGAUGUGAGUGGCUUCGAUCAGACUUUGAGCAUGCCUAUUGAGGCUACCUUCAUGCUGGGGCCCCGAGAUCUUCAUCGUGUUGGAGACUGCAGCCUCUGACGACAAAUGGCAGAUGGUGAUCCUCCUUCCGCUCCUGAGAUGAAGUGGCCACUUCCUCCACCUGGGAAGACACUGUAAAGGUACCCGGGGUACUGGUAAUCAGUGCCAUACGUACCCCCAGUGUAUGGUGUAGUAUGGUUUAUCAUAUUUAUGAUAUUUAUGUAUUAGUAGUUAUGGUAGAGUAUUUAUAGUACAGCAGAGUAUACUGUUAUACUGUGCAGUAAGUAGUGUCGAGUAGACUCUGCUUGUCUGAUUGCUAUUCAGUUUUCCUUGUGAGUGACGAACUUCUUAGUUUAACUUGGUAUAUAAAUACUGCAUUAAUAAUGUCACAUAGCAUUCCACUGCUUGUUGAAAUGAAUUAGAAAUCUAAGAUUCAUCACUAAAAUAUCACUUUAUUGGUAAAAGUAAUCCCCAAAUAAUAGACAACUUGGAAUACCACAGAGGCUCACAUUUUUAGCUUCUUUGAGCCAAAUAAGAAAAAUUGUAACACAUUUUAGCAUAAAAAUCAAUUUAUUAUACAACAAUCACACAGAAUUCUUUUUAUCUAAAAGAAAAAUGGCUUCUGCCUCCCUUUCUCCCCAGUCAUGAUACUGUGUUCUUUAGAUGCAGUACUUUCAAAGGAAAACAAAAAGUGAAACCCUCAAUUUUCAAAGAAAUGACCUCUACUGAUGUUCUUAAUUGACACAGGAAUGCUGGGAAGGACUAGAGAAGAAUGGGCUCUAACAUAUAAAAUGCUAUUCUGCCCAUUUUGGUAAAAAAAAAAAUUCUCUGAUGUGGGAA